UUUCUAAUAUCUUUGAUAUUUUUACAUUUUAUACAUUUUAAUUAAUUUUAUUUUUAAUAAAAUAUUUUUCAAUUUAUAAAUUUAUUUUAAUAAUACUCAAAUGCAAUAUUUGCCAAUUUGUAUAUGAUGGGAACACCAAAUUUGUUGUUUGUCAAGCCAAAGCCUCCAGUACUUCAAGUUAAAGAAGAGGAGGUUAAAAAAUGUUCGACUUGUAAUGUUACAUUUUUUGAUACUUCUUCGCAAAAAUCACAUUUUAAAUCCGAAUGGCAUUUAUAUAACAUCAAGAGAAAAAACUCACAACUACCUACCAUAACUGAAGAGGAAUUUUUAUUAUUAAAGAAUCAGAUUCAGGAAAUGAUUUCAACUAAAAGUAUAAAGAACACAACGAGAAAUGGUAGUUCAAACUCAAAAUCAUUGGAUUUGAAAUCUGAUUCGGGUAGUAGUAGUUUAAGGAACUCAGAAGUAUCUUUAAAAUCGAAAAUUUUUAAUCAAAACAAAUGCCUAUUUAACGAUGUUGUUAGUAAGUCCAUUAAUGACAACGUCAGGUAUAUGGAGAAACACUAUACGUUCUUCCUCCCAGAAAAGGAGUAUAUUUCAGACUUAGAAGGUCUUUUAAGGUAUUUACACAACAAAAUAUAUCAUGAAAACAAAUGCCUGUAUUGUGAUAAGCCUUUUCUGGAUCAUUACGCAACUCUUCAUCACAUGGUUGAUAAGCAGCAUCACAAGAUUAACGAUGACCGUUUUGACGAAAUCAGUAGUUUCUACGAUUUCAUUGAUUCUUACGUCAACCUUAUUGUUGAUUCGAAGAAAUCUUCAAGUUCUGAUGGCUCUUCAUCAUAUAAGACUCAAGAGGGUCAAGAUGAGGACUGGGAGGAUAUUUUUUCCAGCACCAAUUCUCCCACAAGCGUUGAAAAUUUACUAUCUAGUUAUGGAUUUAAAAAAGCUUACAUUAUGGAAAAUGGAAAUUUGAGUCUACCGAAUGGAAAGGAGGCUGUUCAUCGGGAACUUUCUUACGUUUACAAACAAAAUCUUGUGGUACACAACCCAUUUGCCCUUAAGAAUAAACAAGAUAAGUUCAAAUUUAGAAAGAAGUCUGAAAAGAAGCAAAUAAUUAUGUCUCAGAAGCAGGAACAGUAUAGAAUGGGAAAAAGGGAUUUAAAUAUAGCAUUAAAGUCCUACAAACUGUUUGUACCAGUUCGUCAGGACAUAUGCUUCGUAUAACAAACCAUUAAAUGUCAUAUAUACAAA
Theileria parva strain Muguga is the source of this 1248-nucleotide messenger RNA. RefSeq names its product C2H2 type zinc-finger (2 copies) family protein (gene ZNF622). Gene Ontology annotation, cellular component: preribosome, large subunit precursor. The transcript has a single exon. Gene Ontology annotation, biological process: ribosomal large subunit biogenesis. The coding region runs from base 124 to 1221 and encodes 365 amino acids. Lineage: Eukaryota; Apicomplexa; Aconoidasida; Piroplasmida; Theileriidae. The record is from RefSeq and is a predicted model, not a curated record.